GCUAGCCCUUAUUGCUGCCUGUAGGCCAGCUAACCCUACGAAAACAAACGGGUUUAGCGGUGCUUCGGGUUAGCAUCUCUGUUUUUUUUAUUCUGUUGCCCAGGGCUGACAACGCCUCUGCUUGGUUAAAUCACAGCUCGUAUGAAUGUGUAGAGACAGGGGCAGCCUGAGCUCUUAAUGCAACCAUCCCUCCCAGCUAGGAACCAGAAUGUCCGACUCGGCUAACGUUACUUCAACAGACAACAACGGAGACUCGGGACUUAACGGGUCCUGGGUAGAGUUGGAGAUGAACCGAAAUCUUCAGGCUCAGUCCUCCUUAACGGCUGGGCCCAGCCCGGGCCUGCUGCCUCUCCCUCAGGUGGAGGAAGAGGAGGCCAUAGUGGGGGGGUUGGAGCACGUCCCGUCGUCUUCCUCCAUCCACAACGGAGACAUGGAGAAGAUCCUGCUGGACGCGCAGCACGAGUCGAGCCGCAGCAACUCCUCCUGUGACAGCCCCCCGCGGCCCCACUCCCCCCAGGACGAGGGACAGAUCAUCUUCGACGUGGACACGACCAGCAGACGAGACAGUCAGUCUGAAGACGACGUCCUGGACAAGGACAGGGACAUGGACAUCCUGAUGAAGGACGCAGACUGGGUCGCUGAUUGGUCCAGUCGACCGGAAAACAUUCCCCCCAAGGAGUUUCAUUUCCGCCACCCUCGCCGCUCGGUGACGCUCAGCAUGAGGAAGACGGGGGCCAUGAAGAAAGGAGGAAUCUUCUCUGCUGAGUUUCUCAAAGUGUUCAUCCCCUCGCUGCUGCUAUCGCACAUCCUCGCUCUGGGCCUGGGCGUCUACAUCGGGAAGAGGUUGACCACGCCACCCACGAGCUCUUUCUGAGCCCCAAACGGAAGAAAAGUGCCUGAGAAGUUGCCACGAGCUGUUUGUGGAGGAAGUUUUGCUGUUGUGAGAAGAAUGCCAAUCUCUCAUCCCCCUUUCUCUCCUGCCUGCCUCCUCCUUCCCCUACCCCCCCACCCUGAGAUAUGACUUUGCUUUUUUUAACCCCUCUUUCCCCACGUUCCUCUUUCUGUUUUUUCUUAAUCGGCUUCCCUCUAACUGUCUGUAGCCUUCACUCAUUGGAGCUUUUUAAGACUGACCGAGAUCAUGUUGUCCCUGUGAGUGGGUUUCUAAAGUUUCUAAAGGGCGGGUUUUAAGCGGGAGGGUUGCAGCAUUAAACUAAACUCCUCUUUCUCCCUCAUGUGAUUAUCUGAACACAGAGACUGACCAGAGAUUGUGCCACCUGCGUGAAGUAGCCCAGCGCUCGAUCACGACCAAAUUCAGGCUGAAAAUGUGAUCACGGCGUUUUCUUUUCUGAAAGUGGCCAUUUUGUUUCUUUUCCUUUAGCUAAUAAUGUCUAUUUUAUUUAUUUUGCAACCAGUGGUUGUCUAUAAAGACGUUUAGACAACAGCCAACGUGACCUUUUUACUCUUAUCCAGUUCUGAGACGAGAAGCAGGAAGGACUUUCCUCAAGAAUGUGUUGUUUUAGAGAUGCUUUUGUUUAAGGAAAGCAACGGUCCUGCACUCCGGCGUGUGAGAAAAACAGUGAAAUACUCCGUGAACCUGCAGCUGAAAUGAUUGAACUGUGCAAACGUGGAGGAGCACAAACCGGCGGUACCGGCGUGACGCUGCAGAGCCGCAGCAGCAGGUGUGCAGGCUUCAAAUAUUUGGAGCUCGUCCACAAAGUUUGACACCCAGCGUCAAACUGCGGCCUCAGUGAGGUUUAUCAGAAGAAGGUAUGUUCUGGGGUUUGUCAUGUCUGCACUGCAGCCGCUCCAGAGAAGCAGGAAUCUGACAGAAACUUUUCCACAAAGAACCACGUAUGCAGCUCAGGAAAUUCAUUUCACAAAUGAAUUUCAGAAACUCCUAAAUUAAAUACCUAGGAUUCAUACAGGAUGAUGUGUUUAUUUCUGCAAAUUUGGAUGAUUGUUGUUCACAGCUGAUUUAAAAAAAAUAAAGUAAAAUUAAGUUUUCCAGAAAUUAGAAUAUUAAAUAAGUGCAUUAAAACGUUUUUUUUGAUACAUCAAUAUGGUCCAACUGUAUUGCUGUGACUUUGGACUUGAGAAAACACAGUGGACCAACACCAGUAGAUGGCUGCUCAGUUUUAACAAGCCCGGAAAAGUAUGGACGCCGAUUUGAUCUAGAUAAAAAAGGAGUGACAUUCUAGACUUAUUCAACUUUAUUCAGUGUCCUAAAACUGGGGCCUCAAACUUGGGUCCCCGGACCUCCGGGGGUCCGCGAACCGCGGGUUGGGGGUCCGUGAAACACACGUUGUCUGGCCUGAGGAGGCACUGCUGCGGAUGCGUCGGGAUUGUGCUAAGUAACACAAUGGACAAAUAUUUAAGAAGAAUGAGGAUCUAAUCUCUACCAAAUCUCUAAUAUUAGGUGUAUUUUUAUAUAUUUUUAAAAGCGUAUAUAAUUCCUAUUGGAUUUAACAGGAUGAAGAAUCUAAAGAAGGGUCCUUGGAAACUUUUUACUGCUACUAAGGGGUCCCUGGCCACGAAAAGUUUGAGAACCCCUGGCCUAAAAGAUAAACUCCUGAAUCGAUCAAAAAGUAUCCACUUUUACCCUAUAACUUCUGUAUUUGUCCAGUUCUAAUAAUCAUUUAGAAUUUUGAGUCACAAAACCGUAAAUUAUCACAAAACGUACAGACUUAUUGAAUAAAAAAACCCUUUUUAUUCAUAUUUGGCCGCCAGACCUUAGAUGAACUGAGCCUGUGGAUCUAAGCUUUAAAACUACCAAUUUUGUUCUUUAGAGAACAAAUAAAGUGAUUGUAGAUCACAAACUAAUACAUUUCUUUCUCAAAUGUCUAGAAUGUCAUAAGCAAAGUCAUAAGAAGUCUAGAAAUGGAAGAGUCUGGGCAAAAAUAUGUAAUUUUGGAAAGGAAAUUUAGGGAGAACCCUGCUCUCCACUCUUCCCCAGACUCUGGGACUUUGAUUUCCAAAUAAAAUGUAACAUUUACUUUCAUCUGAACCACAGUCCAGUCGUUCUUGCCUUAGCCAAGUUAGGAUCCUUCUAUCAUCGGGUUCUGGAGUUGCUAAACCCAAUGAUAAGGUUUUUUUUUUUUUUUUUUUUUUUUUUUUUUUUUUACAAUCCAGGUUGCUGGUGUGCCGUUUCCUCUCACGUUUUUCCUUCCAUUAAACUUUCCUUUAAGAUGCUCGGAUACAACCCGCUGUGAGCACCUAACCUCACUAUCAAAGACCUUUUGUGGCUUAUUGCUUGUGAAGGGUCACCAUCUGCUGGAGGACUGAUUCUGUAGGUCAUAACAAACCAUUUCUUUAUUUAAAUAUGUUUUAUUGGUCUUAAUAUCCUACAUUUCUGAGGAGCUAAAUUUUGCGUUUCUGUUAGCUGUAAGUCACAAUCAUCCAAAUUAACAGAAACUGAUGUUAACUUUGUAACAGUGUUUAAUUUGUGGAGAUGCUCCUGUUAAUUAUUUGCACAGCGGGUUUUCCCUGCCGCAUCAGCAGAUCCGUUUUAUUUUAGCAGGAAACAGAUAGAAUUUUUCCCCGUUCUUUUAUUUUUAUUUUUUUUU
This is a messenger RNA of Fundulus heteroclitus (mummichog), 3563 nucleotides long. It is a transcript of the gene bnip3lb, whose product is annotated as BCL2 interacting protein 3 like b. Gene Ontology annotation, cellular component: mitochondrial outer membrane; nucleus; mitochondrial envelope. The transcript is spliced from 6 exons. Gene Ontology annotation, biological process: defense response to virus; mitochondrial outer membrane permeabilization; positive regulation of apoptotic process. Lineage: Eukaryota; Metazoa; Chordata; Actinopteri; Cyprinodontiformes; Fundulidae. The record is from RefSeq and is a predicted model, not a curated record. The coding region runs from base 209 to 874 and encodes 221 amino acids.